AUGAGGUGGGCACACCUGGGGCAGCGCAUCGGAUCACAUCACCCCUCUCCGCAACUGGGCUCCUUGGUUGAGGUCUGCAGCGCAGUCGCACAGGCCCUGCUGGGGAGAGAUGUCGGGGUGACAGGCACCCUUAUCCAAGAUCGGUGCUCGGAGCAGUCGUGCUUGGUGGAGUUCGAACAGGUUGCUCACCUUGUUCCGUAUGCCGGCAUCACUAAAGUCGGCACCACUCCCUGCACACACUUCCCUAGACUCUCCGCUGCGGACCUCGCGGUGAUAUACUACCGUGGGCAGACAGCGAUGGUUCCGGUCUUCUCCGCUAUGCAUCGCGCCUCGCAGCGCUGGGGCCUAGGCCAUCUUCAACAGGCUGACGCCCGCACCCUAUUCGAUUUCUUUCAGGCCCACCACUAUGAAUUAGGCUCUUUCGUUGAUCUGCACACGACCACGGUCUGUGCGGGCUCCACGGGCUCAGUUGACAUUUUGAUUGUGGAUCACGCUGGCACCUUUACGGAGGUCGGGGAAGACGCACUCCAACGCCUAACGGCUGGCACGACUCGUCCCACGGGGCCGUUACUGGUCGCCUCUCCCACCCAUUGCUGGGGAAUCUUGGCGGCGCUGGAGCUACACUCCACUCUGUACGACACCCUGCUGACUUACCCAGCCUUCUAUGAUGCUUAUGGCGCUCCACGAUUGAACGGCCCGAGCGUACCCUGCGAAGACCAAACCAUCGAGGUUGAGUUCUAUCAAAAAUGGUCGGUGAAUAUACCACCGAACCACGCGGACGCAUGUGCGGUCCUUGUCUGGGCACGCACGUCAGAUACCCUGCCCGCUCAGCUGCUAUUGCGCCAGCCGGAUCAAUGGGUCAAACGACGACCUUUUUUGCCCGUCCUUCAAACGGAGGAUCCUAUUAUGGCAACAUUGGAACGCAAAAACGGCAAUUGGGAGUGGCGCAUUUACCGCCCUUGGCCGCAUGUUGGGGAGCACUCACCGCCUAAGCGAGCGUACGGCGCUUUGCUUCGGCACCACAAUCGCACCCUAAUUGGAGUCGCGAGCACAACUACUGACGCCACAUCCGCUACCUCGCGGACGGGAGAGAAUCCCGCCUUUGUUGCACCCUUGCCGGGCCUGUUCUACCUAUGCACUAUUGCGUCAGAGCAUGCCGCCUUCCAACUGCGUCAGGGGCUGCAACAGAGGGCUUAUCAUGAGUCUGCUCUUUUUGCAGGCGAGAAUAUUGCCGUCGUCCACACUGACAAAUUGACUAUGGCAUCAUCGGCGACCUAUGACCCGAAAUUGGGGCGCGCUAUACCCCACCGGCUGCACGCGCCACGCGAGCCGGACCUGGUGGCCGAAAUACGCACCAUUGGAUGCACUACUGACACCGCUCCUCCACAGGUGAACUGGGAAGAGGAAAUUACCACUCUUCUAAACGAGCUCCGACACCCGCUCGCGCCUAUAUACCCUUCGCUACCAGGACUCGCGGCACGUCAGGCUCCACCGGACAAUGUGGAUGAGUACGCCGAGCAGCGAAUGCUCCUCCAGAACUGGUUGGAGAGUUCGAGUAGGUGCCAGAGUGAAAUCACCGCACCGGCGGCCAGCGCAGCCCUUGAUGAAUUCCUCCCAUCCGAGAGGGACUGCAUCACGCUGCUUAGUCUCCCACAAUACCUGCAGUCUGGCGAAGUUCGCCUCAACAAAAGCAAUUUUGGGGCACAAAUUAUCGACUUCGCGGACAGGGCCCUCCGUAUACGGGCUUGUACUCAGGAGGAAGCUUGGAGGCUCACGAUUAUGCCAGUGGUUGCCAUGGCGUGCGCGCUAGCACAGUUCUGCUCGCCAGUACAAUCAUUGAGUGAGCGCCAGGCAGUUGACCUCUCCUGGUACGCCCUUGCCAACCCUCGGAUUUGGCUCUGGCUCUUAUUGGAUGAGUUCGCAGCUCUUGAGCCAACGGCAGCUACACUUAACACUGCCACACGCUCCGAAGUCAGGGAUGGUAGCCUCAUAGUCACGGCUUUGUCUGGGACCCAGGCAGCGACCCAGAGCCGCCUUCGCCUGCAGUUCCCCAAUAUCAGUGUGGCAUCCAUUAAUCGCGUUGAGCUGCCCCAGGGCUUUUUCUUGGAGGUUCGCCUUGAUACAAGCUUCCUGAGCUCCCAGCUUUGCCCAUUACAAUCAGAGGUAGGGAGGCGCAUCGUUGAGGCAUUCGAGCAGGGACGGGUACUCAUGCAGUCCCCUCCCUUUAAUCCUUCGAUUUUUACCCACCCAGCCAACUAUUCGGGCAGGCUGCGGGUCUUCCUGCCAGUGGAACCACGUGCUCUGGGUUUGGAACCUACCUCUCUGGUCCCGAUCCAGCCUUCGGGCCUGCUGGCUAGCGCGUUGGCGCGCCUUCGAGCCAGGACCACGGCGGGUGCUGGUUUCGACGUCCCGCGGAUUUGUGCCAUGUGCCUCCGUGCGCCAAGACCGCAAGGUUUGUAUUAUCCUAUGCGGUUCCAUCGAUUGGGAGGUUACACGCUCACAGGCCGCAUGGCUGCGCUAGUGGCCAACAACUUGCGCAGUCUACCGAAUGAUCACCAUGAAGCUGACGCUAUUCGCCUGGGCGCCACUCUUGCCCCGGGCUCUUGGCAAGAGCUCCAUCGACGAUUCCUAGAGGAGGGUGGGCUGCAUCCUGGUUUAGAUGCGAAUGUUCAUUUCCUGUCUAAAGACAUUUGCCCGGACCUGUUUGAGCGCAAGAACACACCUUUUUACACUGAUCGCCAGCUCAGGCGGCUGUAUCCCGGCUACAAUGUGAGCACAAUGCUCAUGCUUAAUGAUGAGCAUAUGGAGGACCCCAACCAGGCAUGGGCCCGCUACCUUGACCGAUAUGUGCCGACGCCCGAUGCGGAAGAGCCGCCGCAUAGGGCUGCUCGACACUUUUAG
Molecule: messenger RNA, 2901 nt
Organism: Symbiodinium sp. CCMP2592
Lineage: Eukaryota; Dinophyceae; Suessiales; Symbiodiniaceae
Source: the annotation of a GenBank genome assembly